AUGCCAUGGAUUCGGAUCAGUGAAAAUGACAGCCUUUCAGGCAACAACAUAACAUUCACUCCUGCAAAUGCACUGUUAAGUGAUUCGGCCGCUCUAGUUGUGGAAUUUGUACUAACGACAGCAGGAGCAAAAGGUGGGCAAUGGAGAGUUUCUAUAAAAACCAGCUCCGGUAGCUGUUUCACUCAGGCGAGAGCAGAGUCUCCAGUUCAUGUUAUCCCUGGAUUUACAUCGUCACUCGGCCAAGACUUCGUGAAAUCGGGACCUUUCUCAAAGCUAGGAACAAACUCAAGCGUUUUUGUCACGACUCGCGUGACAAACUCUUUUGACGCUAAUUAUGGAGUGACCACAAACUCACUGAGCAUUGCUGAAGCAGAUUUCUCUGCUCCCUGGAAUGACAAAAUCCUCCUUGGACAAUCCCUUCAUCCCAGAGAUCCAUCAGGAUGUGCUAGUCAAUUUAUCACCGAAGCAUUCACGUCACCACAAACAACUUACCAACGGUACAUUGUAAUGGGGACCGACGCUAACAACACAAAGUUCCAACGAACGUUUUUCUUCACACAGCCAACUUCUAGCGACUCAACUGCUCAGUGUGUCCACGGAAACAGAAAUGCGUACGGCGAAUGUGGCUGCGAUGCUCAUUAUAGCGGCGAUUACUGCAACGACAGGGUUAGUUAA
Molecule: messenger RNA, 675 nt
Organism: Cooperia oncophora
Lineage: Eukaryota; Metazoa; Nematoda; Chromadorea; Rhabditida; Trichostrongylidae
Source: the annotation of a GenBank genome assembly